AUGCAGCUGAUCCUGGUGGUACUGAUGGUUGCGGUGGUACAUGGCGAUAAGUAAGUAGGGUAGGGUAGGGUAGUGUAGGGUAGGACAGAGCAGGGUAGGGUAGGGUAGGGUAGGGUAGGGUAGGGUAGGGUAGGGUAGGGUAGGGUAGGGUAGGAUAAGGUAGUGUUAGUUUAGGGUUAGUUUAGGGUAGGGUAGGGUAAAGUAGGGUAGAUUUAAAAAAAUUUUUUUUUUGAAAUAGGUAAAAAAUUUCUUUCCAGAUCCUUCAAAUUGAUGAAAAUGAGUCCAGAGCCCAGGAUGUGCAAAGAAUUUUUCUGUGACGAAAAGUCUGUCACAGCAGAGAGCACAAAAGACAUUGUUCUAAGCACUGGUGACCUACAACAAUGUCGAGACUGUAGGGAUUGUACUGAUGCUGGCUACAGGUAAGCAUUUUAUUUUUGGCGAAUUUUGGAAAAUAGAGAUUGCUUAUUCUUUUUAUAAUGAACUGCACCGUGUAAAAUAAAUUUCAUUGCACGGUGCAAUGGAAUUUAUAGAUUGCACAGUGCAGUCAUUUUUCAAAAAUUCAUAGUGCCAUUAUUUUUAAAGCAAAUAAAAUAAAAAUGGUUUUAAUAGCUUCAUAUUAGCCCAGACUAAAAGUUAAAAUAGCCUUUGUUACCUAAAAUAAUCUUGAAACGGCACAGUGCAAAAAAGAAAAAUAUUUGCACGGUGCAAUAAUUUCUCAAAAAUUCAUUGUGUCAUUCUUUUUAAAGGUACUAAAGUAAAAAUGGUCUUAAUAGCUUUAUAUUAGUCUUAUCUAAAUAUUAGAAUAGUAUUUGUUACCUAAAUUGACUUAAAAAUUGCAAGUGUUAAAAACAAAAGUUUUUGCACGGUGCAAAACAAUUGUGCGAUUGCACGGUGCGAAAUCUGUAAAAAUGACUUCUUCGGACGAAAUAAAGUUAAAAAUACAGGCUUUACAAAAUAUAUGACAAAAACUUUGUUUACAGCUCAAAAAAAUGAAAAAAACUUUCUUUACAAAUCAAAACUGGCAAGAACUUUCUUUACAAACAAUAUCACAAAAAAGUUUUUAAAGAUUAUGUUUUAGUGUAUGUAUUCAACGCCGUUCGCCUGGUUGUCAAUGUGCUCACUCCGUUCCGAAUGGUUGUUCGGCUGCAGCUCGCGGUCAAAACCCGCUCACCGGCUUUGAAUUGGUCAGGCUGUGUUAUAUGUCAGGUAAAUCAAUGUUUUUUUAAAUAUUUUUUAAAACUUUUAUAUUUUUUUUCAUUUAUUCUUGUCGUUUUUAACCUUAAAAGCCCAAUUUAUAAGAAAUAUUGGCGUUUGCAGCCUGCGCAAUCCAUUUUAUACGAUGAAACAUGUCCUACGCUAUAUUAUGAUUUUGUAAUAAAAACUAAGAUUGUGUAGGAUAUGAAUAGUCUUUUUAAACCCAUUUUGAUAAAUUUUGUCAUAAAAAUUUUAAUUUUUUGUCAUAUUACGUUAUACUAACCUACUACAAUUUCAGCCCUUCGAAUCCCGCCAAUGCCAAGUGCUGUGAAUGAAAAGGCUGAUGUUAUUGUUACAAUCAAACCAUUUUGGCUUGAUAAGUAUUGGAAAAGCCAAAAAUUGGAAAAUCUCACUUUGUUCUACGAGUUUUCGGUUAAAGUAAGUGGUUUGUUACCUAAAGUUGGGAUGAAUAAUAUAAAACUGAGUUAGAAAUGGGCAAACCACGGAAUAAUAUUAGGUAAUGGGCUGAUAGUUGCUUCAAAUGGCCUUUUAAAAAAUAGUUUAAAAAAGGCCUAAACCAUCAGAAAAUGGCUCGUAAACGGCCAAAACCUACCUUAAGAUAGCUUUAAACUUCAAAAACUGAUUUUAAACUAGCCUAAAACUUUAGAAAAUUGCUUGAAAAUUAGCCUAGAACAAUAAGAAAUAGCUUAAGAAUAGCUUAAACUUAGCUUAACAUGGCCUAAAACAUCAGAAAAUGGCUUUGAAAGGGCCGAAAACUACCUUAAGAUAGUUUUAGUCAUUAAAAAUUGACCUUAAACUAGCCUAAAACUUUAAGAAAUUGCUUGACAAUACCCUACGUUAACCGUAAGAUGUUUUACUUUAGCCUAAAGUUGUAAAACACGGCUUAAAACGGCCUAAAACAAUAAGAAAUUGCCAUAACACGACCUGAAAUCCUCGAAAAUGACCAAAAAAUGGCAAAACACCCCCGAAAACAAAUGUUUUCUGGCCAAAAAACAAAAUUUUUCAAAUCCCAUGCCCAACCUUAUUCUUUCAGUCACCAGAAAACUGUGAUGGCAAAGUGACAAUGCUGAACCGAGGCUCCAAAAACGUGGGUCACCUGUGCACACCCCACCUCCAAAUCGACAUGGAAGACGAGCCAGAAGGCGUCGAGUACGAUGAAGCCGGCCUCGCCCCUGAAAUCCAGUUCGAACGUGCCGUGUUCGACGAGGCCACGGAGGUGCGCUUCUAUUACCGUGUGAAUACGAAGCGUGACCGUCAGUUAAAUCUGCGAACUCAGGUUGUGGAUCGACCAAUCUUGAUCAAGUCCGAGGAGCUGGUGUUUGGUUUGACCGAGGAUUCUGAAGUUGAGAAGCAUGAUGACGAUAAGAAUCACGGUGAUUCUGAUGCACAAAAGAAUGGACUACAAGGCUCUAAUAAGAAGUUGGUGGAUUCAGAAGGCAGAAGUCAGGAUUCUGAAGAAAAACAAAGCAGAUUCGGCCAAAAAACGAGCCAAAAUGCCGAAAAAACGGAACAAACUUCAGAUUCUGAAGCCAAAAGUCUUGAUAACAAAUCAGAUGCCACUUCAACUAACACUGAUAAUGCUUCUCAAUCAUCGUCAAAGGAUCCUGGAUCCAAUAAUCACCAGAAACUUCACGAUUACGAAGCUCAAACAUCUCUACGACCACCUACUACAACAUCGUCGUCUGUAGCCGUGAACAAAGUUGAAAUUGAACAAAAAUCACCGCCAAGACAGACAUCAGAAUCCGCUUCAAAUCGCCGUCAAAACCAAGGUUCUGCUUCGGAUUCUGGAGCGGACACGGUGGAUUUACUGGACGAGCAUCUGAACAACGGUGGUCAGCUGAACCUGAUACUGUAUGUCGGAUUGGCUACUGUAGUGGUAUGUACGAUCAUUGUGUUGUUGACAUGUUGUUUGAGACGACAUCGCAUGGCAUAUAAGAAGGCAAACGGCGGGGUAAAAACGUCUACAAAGCAACAUAAUGGAUAUGAAUAUCGGCAGACCUCUCAGGAAGCUUGA
This is a messenger RNA of Bursaphelenchus okinawaensis, 3229 nucleotides long. NCBI's taxonomy places the organism in Eukaryota, Metazoa, Nematoda, Chromadorea, Rhabditida, Aphelenchoididae. The record is from the annotation of a GenBank genome assembly.